AUGACAUUUACUCAAUACAGUCAUCUGCCGAUUCGUGGACGGACAGAAUCGAGAGAGAAACCCUAUCUGAACGACUUUUGUAAUCUGAGCAUUGUAACUAAUAGCGAAUUGACGGUAAACCCGCGUACGUACACAGAUGAAAAACCGUACCGAUGUGAUGUCUGUCAUAAAUCGUUUAAUCAAAAUAGCCACCUGACUAUACACAAGCGAACGCAUACGGGUGAAAAACCCUACGCAUGUGAGAUAUGUGACAAGAAGUUGAUCAGUAAGAGUGCACUAACUAUACACCAGCGGACGCAUACGGGUGAAAGACCGUACCGAUGUGAAGUUUGCAAUAAGUCGUUCACUCAAAACAGCCACCUGACUAUACACAAGCGAACGCAUACGGGUGAAAAACCCUACGCAUGUGAGAUAUGUGACAAGAAGUUGAUCAGUAAGAGUGCACUAACUAUACACCAGCGGACGCAUACGUGGGAAAGACCGUACCGAUGUGAAGUUUGCAAUAAGUCGUUCACUCAAAACAGCCACCUGACUAUACACAAGCGAACGCAUACGGGUGAAAAACCCUACGCAUGUGAGAUAUGUGACAAGAAGUUGAUCAGUAAUAGUGCACUAACUAUACACCAGCGGACGCAUACGGGGGAAAGACCGUACCGAUGUGAAGUUUGCAAUAAGUCGUUCACUCAAAACAGCCACCUGACUAUACACAAGCGAACGCAUACGGGUGAAAAACCCUACGCAUGUGAGAUAUGUGACAAGAAGUUGAUCAGUAAUAGUGCACUGACUGAACACCGGCGGAUACAUACCGGUGAAAAACCCUACGCAUGUGAGAUAUGUGACAAGAAGUUCAUCAAUAGUAGCAAACUGACUGUACACCAGCGGACGCAUACGGGUGAAAGACCGUACCGAUGUGAAGUUUGCAAUAAGUCGUUCACUCAAAACAGCAACCUGACUAUACACAAGCGAACGCAUACGGGUGAAAAACCCUACGCAUGUGAGAUAUGUGACAAGAAGUUGAUCAGUAAGAGUGCACUAACUAUACACAAGUGGACGCAUACGGGUGAAAAACCCUACGCAUGUGAAAUAUGUGACAAGAAGUUUAUCGGUAAUAGCAAACUGACUGUACACCAGCGGACACAUAUGGGUGAAAGACCGUACCGAUGUGAUUUAUGCAAUAAGUCGUUCUCUCAAAGCAACAAUCUGACUACACACCGGCGGACACACACAGGGGAAAAACCAUACCGGUGUGAUGUGUGCGAAACAUCAUUCUCUCAAAGCUGCAGUCUGACCAGACACCAGAGAACGCACACGGGUGAAAAACCGUACCGAUGUGACGUGUGUGAUAUGGUAUUCUCUCAAAGAAUGUUACUGAAUAUACACAAGCGGAUGCAUACGGGUGAAAAAAAAAGCACAAGUGUGACAAAUGAUGUCAGUGGCAUGUCCUUGGGACAGUCUGACGAGUCACAAUAA
Messenger RNA from Rhopalosiphum padi (bird cherry-oat aphid), 1470 nucleotides. RefSeq names its product zinc finger protein 717-like. Gene Ontology annotation, cellular component: nucleus. The record is from RefSeq and is a predicted model, not a curated record. Gene Ontology annotation, biological process: regulation of transcription by RNA polymerase II. The transcript has a single exon. NCBI's taxonomy places the organism in Eukaryota, Metazoa, Arthropoda, Insecta, Hemiptera, Aphididae. Bases 1 to 1470 code for a protein of 489 amino acids. Gene Ontology annotation, molecular function: DNA-binding transcription factor activity, RNA polymerase II-specific; RNA polymerase II transcription regulatory region sequence-specific DNA binding.